AUGAUUUCUAGCUCAAUAUCUACUCCAUACAUAGUUCCAUUGCGUGUCGAUCAAAGGCAUCAGUUUUUCAUUGAUACGAAUACAUUAAUUGAAAUCGGAAGUCACUCAAGCGAUGUUGACCUAUAUUAUACGUUAGAUGGUACCAAGCCUGACGCUUUUAUAACAUUGACAAGCCGACGUUCAACGAUACAAUACCGAAAACCGUUCUAUAUUCCACGAGAGAUAGCCACUGCUGGAAAAGUAUCAGUCAAAGCAAUUGCAGUCUCGCGGAAUGGAAUUAGAGAAAGUGCUGUAGUGACCAAAGUGUUCGAUAUCAAGAUUGUUCCAUCGGAUCAUGCAUCAUCCGAUGAAUAUGAAAACCGAUACUUGUAUGAAUUACAACAGGAACGACAAGAAUUGAUGAAAAGAAUCCAUGUGGAUCAUGAACAAAAAUUAUCUGAUUCAAUGUCUCGUUUACAAACCAAUUCAUUUACUCAAGAUACUUCAUCGCCGUACGCCAAUGUUCAUUCUCAGAGACCAACAGAAGUCCUGCAAUGUUCCUCUUGCUUCGCGCCGAAAUUGAAUAAUCUCUAUACGCGAUUCUGUACAUCAUGUGGUCGACCUUGGAAACAACUUACCAAAAACCAAAUGAAUACUUAUUCAGCGACUGUAUGUGCAAAAUGUAAAUCUACUCUUCCAUUAAAUUCCGAUCGAUGUGUUGUUUGCGAAACAACAGAACCACUGGAGCCACCAUCAUCGAAACCCAAAGUUCCGAGUCAAAGUACGAUCAUAUGUCCACAUUGUAAAUCAGCUAAUCCCGUACAUUUGCGCGCAUGUUACAUUUGUGAAAGUGUCUUGAUACCGACGUCGACACCUCAAAUGCGAGCAUCUGUAUCGGUACCAGUCCUGACGCAAACAUUGAUGACUUGCUCGAAAUGCUUACGAGUGAAUAAUACCGAUGCUCGAUUUUGUGAUUGGUGUGGUGCACAUCCGGAAAAAGUCUUAACACAGUUACAGUGUACAAAAUGUCGAGCAACGAAUGAUCCAACUGCAAAAUUUUGUUCGACAUGUGGAUGCGUUCUUGAAGCAUCGACGCGAAAUCCUAUGAAUGGUUCGACCUCAUCGAUGAUUGCUAGUACUUUAACGCGUCCACCAGUGUACCCUCCUGUAGUGAAUGUACCAGUAAAUCUGUACAAUCAAUCAACUUGGAUUGCAAAACGUGAAGCAACAACACAAACAUCAGGUAUACCUUAUCCAAGUGCAAAAGAAGUUGAUCAAUUGAUAACGCAAAAUAAACAAUUACAAGCCGAUCAAGAGUUUAAAGAACGUCAUCCAGUGUUAACACCAGUCAGUCCAGGAAAAGGCUAUUGGAAACAACAGCUAGAUCAUGUUUGUGCGCAUUUGAAAGCCUUUGCGGCUAAUCGAGCAGAUUUUCGAGCGUUGAUUGGUCAACCACGUAUGGGCAAAAUGAUCCAUGCAACUGUUCAAGAGAAUGAUCGACAAAUUAUAGUGCAAACAGUCUUUCUCAAACCAGAAAAUCUGUCUCAAUCAACAGCUUUCAUCAACCAAAAGGAUGAAUAUUCUCCCGUAAAUCUCGAUCGUAUCUCACCACUGCCGAGCACUUUCAAUUCAGAUGAUGAAUAUACACGAGAAAAAUCUCAUCGAAAGAAGGAGAGAAAACGGCCACAAUCAACGAAUGGUUUCGAUGCUGAGGGUCCAAGUCAUGCUUUACUCAAACUACUAGAACGGAAAAACGAUAAGAAGACGAAAUCUUCUCGACACGUCGAUAUCUAUGACGAAGUCAAACGUCUGAUCAAAGAGAAAAAAGCAGAUCCCAACACUCGAAACAAGGAUGGUUACACAGCUGUUCAAUUAGCUGUGCGUAGUGAGCAUUUCGACUGCUUAGAAACAUUGAUUAGAGAUGGUGACGCAAAAUUAGAUAAACGGGGACCACGAGGAACAACUGCUUUACAUGAAUGUUGCUUAUUGGAUUCUGAUUCGACGGAUGCACUUCGAAUCCUUCUCAAAUAUGGUGGUGAUGUGACUUGGUUGGACGACAAGAAACGAAGCGUCGUCGAUUUAGCAGCGAAAUACAAUCGGCAAGACUUGUUACAGGUCAUUGCAUCCACUCGUGGGCAAAAAAUGAUUAACCGGGAAAGAAGUCGCGUGCGUACCGCCGCUCAAUUUCAUUCGAAACUCAUCAGAAGCUCCCUAUUUGAAACUGCUAUACAUUGCAAUCCAUCGAAGGUCAGUCAAAUUCUCUUUUUUUUUGCAUUUGAUACUGAUGAUCAAGAGAUUAAAUUAAUAAAACAAACAAAUAGAAUUGAAAACGAAGGCACAACUCCCAUGGACGACAAUUCCAAUCUAACAGAUAAAUUCGUUCAACAGAAUCCCUUAGCAUCACAAAUUUACACACAACCAUUGUCUUCAUCUACCUCCGAGACAAGUGAAGUGCGAAUGGGUCCGACAUCUGUUCGUUUGACAGAUCUGCUCUCAUAUCAAGAUGUUAUGAAAGCAAUUGAACGAGAAUUUCAUCUACACGAUGGACAAGAACGUGAAAUCAUCAUGAAAUUAUGGCUGAAAGAGCAAGCGAUGAUAUCGAUUCUUCAACGUUUUCGGCAUCUAUUUCAAGACCUUCAAAUUGAUGACAAAGACUUCGUCGAAGGAAUUAAGCAAAUUCGUGAGAUGAUCAACUAUGCUCAUCGUGAUGUUCAUUAUCUCGGUGAACAGGUGACGAUGCUUGAGAAUCAGAAUCACUUUCUCGAAAGUGAAUUUCAACGACAACUCGAUAAAAUCGUUCAAGAAAAAAACGAACAAAUAAGUCGACUAAUCCAUAUCAUUGAUCAAUCGUGUACAACGAACCAUAAUAAAGAGCAAAUCUUACAGGAGAGUUACUCGACAGACAUGGCGGACUUGUUGAAGAAGUUUCAACAAGAAAAUGUCGAAUUGCAACGUGAAAUCGAAACACUUCGGGCGAAACUUGAAUAUACAUUUACAUCUGUGAAUGAGAAACUAGAUCAACAGCAAACGGAGGUAGAAGACUCAUCGACUUCGGCCGUUCAAAAAGCUUUCGAACAACUUCGACACGCGGAAAAUCAUUUGCAAGAAUGGAAAUUGAAAUCAGCAGCACAACAAGAAGAAAAUGAUCUAUUGAAAUAUUUAUUAGAAAAAUCUCAGCGACCAUCGGAUGUUGAGCAAGGAGAUUCAGUUGGAGCAAUGGAACAACAUCCAUUGAAUCGAGAAAUCGAUCGUGUUCGUCAGGAAUUAGAAUUAACCGAAAAGAAAGCAAUACAACUUGAACAACGAUUCGAAUCGUCCGAUGAAAAUGUUCAGUUUCAUCUGGAAAAAUUGAAACUAAAAUGCGAUAUUUUGCGAAAACAUGUGCUUACGUGCACGCAACGAUUAGAUGACUACAACGAACAAAUUCGAAUGGAAUUUCGAAAUGAAAAACAGACACAAAAAAACCAUAAUCCAACAGAAGAUUCGGUCAGUCAGAAAAAGAUUUCUGAACUGGAAAAAGAGUUAUCAACAUUGCGUGAACGUUACGAUGAACUCCUUGAGCACUCGAACACGAUGAAAGCGGAUUUAUACCACGCUAAGAAGCAAUUGCAUGAAAAAGAGAAGCUUGAGCCAACUUCCAGUGCGGAUAUAGAGCGAGAACGACAGCGUUCGGGUCUUCUUGAAAAUGAAGUCAAAUUUCUAAAAGCCAAAUAUGACGAUGCAUAUGGCCGUAUUACAGCUGGAACGCAGCAGUUCGAAUGUUUACAAUCAGCGUUCGAUCAAAUAUCACGCCGUUGUGAGAAAUUAGAAGAGGAAAAGGUGCAAAUCGAUCUUGAAUCGAAGUCUGUUGCUAAGAAUGUUGCAAGUGUCACAGCGAAGUAUAAGAACAAAUUACAUACGGUCAAAGCUCGUUUAGAACAAACCGAACGUGAAAAACGUGAAUUACAAAGUCUGAGCGAACAAUAUCAAAUGGAAGUCGAACGAGUUAAACACGAAUUAAUACACAAAAAGGAGAUCAUUAUCGAGAAAGAGAAAGUCAUUCAAGACAUUCAAUACAAAAACAUCGAAAUUCUCAGGGAAAAACAAACCGUUGAAGAAAGGGUAUCGAAUGAAUCGAAACAAUACAGUGAACUGAUUUUCAAAAAUAAUCUUCUCGAAGAAGAAUUGAAUCGUCUUCGACAAUGUCAACUAUCCGAAAAUCUGUCCGUCCACCAACGAACGGAAACCAGCAUAUCGGAUUCAUCGAAAUACAUCGAAGAAUUGAAAUGCAAAAUCGAUGAAUACGAACAACUUUUUGUCGAAGAGAAAUCAACGAAAGAAUCAUUACAAGUUCAAAUUAAAAUACUCGAAGAAGAAAAUCUCGAUUUACGAGAGAUUAUGAAUCAAAUGAGAAAGCGAACGCAAGACGAUCGGAAUGAAGUCAAACAAAAACUGCGAGAAGAAAAACCGGGAAAAGUAUUUCUUUUGUUUUCAUUUUUCCUAGAGAAAAACGCACCGAUCGAACCGGACGUAGAUCAUGUUUGUUUUAAAUUAUAG
This is a messenger RNA of Adineta ricciae, 4515 nucleotides long. NCBI's taxonomy places the organism in Eukaryota, Metazoa, Rotifera, Eurotatoria, Adinetida, Adinetidae. The record is from the annotation of a GenBank genome assembly.